This is a messenger RNA of Mytilinidion resinicola, 7125 nucleotides long. Its product is annotated as putative polyketide synthase. The transcript has 6 exons. Lineage: Eukaryota; Fungi; Ascomycota; Dothideomycetes; Mytilinidiales; Mytilinidiaceae. Bases 1 to 7017 code for a protein of 2338 amino acids. Gene Ontology annotation, biological process: fatty acid biosynthetic process; secondary metabolite biosynthetic process. Gene Ontology annotation, molecular function: zinc ion binding; fatty acid synthase activity; 3-oxoacyl-[acyl-carrier-protein] synthase activity. The record is from RefSeq and is a predicted model, not a curated record.
AUGCAUGCCUUGGAGAACGCGAUCUUCAGUUUCACCUCUACUUCGGCGUUGAACUUCGCGGCAUGGUCAAAGAUUCCAAAGGAGCGCUUUAAUAUUGAUUCCUUUUGGUCGCAAACAAAGAACCGCAAUACCAGCACCGCCAAAGGUGCCCAUUUCCUGAAGCAGGAUAUAUCCAAAUUCGACGCAAACUUCUUCACUCUGCCGAAGAACGAUGUCGAGGCCACGGAUCCACAGCAAAGAAUCAUGAUGGAGGUCGCCUACGAAGCCCUGGAACGUGCUGGCCUGCCCCUUAGCAAGAUCGCUGGAACUAAAACAGGGGUGUUCAUGGGCUCGUUCACCAGCGACUACAGAGAAGGCAUGUUAAGGGAUCCGGACAAUCUCCCUGCCAACACUGCAACGGCAUCACCCACAACGGCACUGUCGGCCCGCAUGUCAUGGCUGUGGGAUUUGCGCGGCCCAUGCUUCACUUUGGAUACGGCAUGCUCGUCCAGUCUAGUGGCAUUGCAUCUAGCGUGUCAGAGCUUGCGGACGGGAGAGUCUGAUUAUGCGAUCGUAGGCGGGACUUCGUUACUGCUCAAUCCGGAAUGGUUCAUGAACCUCUCCGGCCAGGGGUUCAUUUCGCCUGAUGGAAAGUGCAAGAGUUUCGACGAGUCUGGCAACGGUUACGGUCGAGGCGAAGGCUUCGGAUGCGUAAUCUUGAAGCGCGUGGACGACGCAGUCCUGGCCGGCGACCCUAUUCGGGCCGUCAUCCGCGGGACCGGCUCGAACCAGGACGGCCACACCAAGGGAUUUACGGUCCCGAGCGCUGACGCGCAAGCGACGCUCAUCGCGGACGUCUAUCGGAGUGCAGGUUUGGACUUCAACAACACUGGCUAUGUCGAAGCCCACGGCACCGGCACGCAAGCUGGCGACGUACAGGAGACAACAGCGCUAGCCAGGACCAUUGCUGCUACCCACACAUCGCAAAACAAGCUCAUCAUUGGCUCAGUGAAAUCAAAUAUUGGCCAUCUCGAGGCAGCUGCCGGCAUCGCCGGCAUUAUCAAAGCCGUUCUAAUUCUCGAAACUGGCUUGAUCCCGCCCAGCAUCAACUUUAAGAAAGGAAACCCGAAGAUCAAAUUCGAGGAGUGGAAGCUCCAGGUCGCAACAAAGCUGACACCAUGGCCUACCAACGGCCUACGGCGCGUCAGUACCAAUUCGUUCGGAUACGGCGGGACCAAUGCUCAUGCCAUCCUCGACGACGCUACUUCCUACCUUCAAGGACGAGGCAUCUCCCCGAUCCCGCACGUUGCUUCGAAUGACCGCUCGGGACCGCGGCUAUUCGUUUUGAGCGCUCAGGACAAGGAGGGCCUCAAGCGCGUGAAAGAGCCCUUGGCACAAUACGUCGAGGGCAAAAAUGCCAAACAGACCAACGAGUUCCUCUCCCAGCUGGCAUACACGUUGAGUGAUCGGCGAUCUCACCUCCAAUGGAAAACAUACGCAGUGGCCUCAUCGCCUGAUCAGCUUGCUGAGACGCUGAACAGUGACGAAAAUCCAGCAUUGAUCGCGCAGUCCUCUCGACAGCCCCGGCUCGGGUUUAUCUUCACUGGUCAAGGAGCGCAGUGGCCCGGAAUGGGUAUGCAGCUUAUGGCCUACCCCGUCUUCCGAGAAAGCGUAGCUGCGGCCGAUCGCUAUCUGCAGGAGGUGUGUGAAUGCCCCUGGUCGGCGACAGAAGAGCUGGAGAAGAGCAAAACGAGCUCGCGGCUGCACUUAGCUGAGUUCAGCCAAGCGCUCUGCACUGUGUUGCAAGUUGCUCUAGUCGACCUCCUCCGGACUUGGGGAAUCCUUCCUUCCGCGGUUGCUGGCCAUUCCAGCGGCGAGAUCGCGGCGGCCUAUGCCAUGGGCGCCUUAACCAAAGAAGAUGCAUGGCGGGUGGCCUAUUACCGCGGCGUUCUUUCUACUAAGAUGAAGACUAACUCCCCCGACCUUAAAGGCUCUAUGAUGGCGGCCGGUCUCUCUCCCGAGAAGGCUGAGGAAUGGUUUGCUAAGGUGACGGAGGGAGAGCUGGUGGUGGCCUGCAUUAACUCACCGACUAGUGUGACUAUUUCCGGAGACACCGCUGGCAUUGAGCAACUGCUUGGGAUGCUCCAGAAAGCAGGUGUGUUUGCGCGGAAGCUCCAGGUUGACACCGCCUACCACUCCCCCCAUAUGCAGACGGUGGCGCAAGACUACUAUAUGCUUCUAUCGGAUCUUGUCCCCUUAGUUCCAGACGGGGAUUGCAUAAUGCACUCCAGUGUCGAGGGCUCUAUCAUCGAGGCCGAGCAGCUGGGGGCGGUUAACUGGGUGCGCAAUCUCAUCUCGCCCGUCCAGUUCUCCACAGCGGUGUACGACAUGCUGCGACCAGUGAGAGACGGCAAGCGCGCAGAUGAGAAUGCAGUGGACCUGCUGAUCGAGCUUGGACCGCAUUCCGCUCUCCAGGGGCCGGCGACGCAGACGCUCAAGGCACACAACAUCACCAACAUCCCAUACCAGUCGGUCGUCGCCCGAAACCAGAACGCAGUGGAGACGGCUCUGAGCCUGGCGGGCUCGCUCUGGGCCCAGGGCUACAAAGUGAACGUCCAGCAGGUCAAUGGAGACGGCGGCAAGCAAUUCACCGCGCCAUUGGUCGACCUUCCCACCUACCCGUGGAAGCACGCCCAGCGCUACUACCACGAGGACCGCAUCGAACAAGAGUUCCUGCACCGCGCCCGUCCCAAACAGAGCCUCAUCGGUGCGCCCGCCCCGGCCAUGGGCGAGCGCGAGUAUCUAUGGCGGGGUUUCAUCCGCCUGGCCGAGGAGCCCUGGAUCGCGGAUCACCAGAUCCAAGGCUCUGUCCUCUAUCCCGCUGCUGGAUAUCUUGCCAUGGCCCUCGAGGCCGCCUCCCAGACGGCCGACCCGUCCAAGCAGAUCUCAUCGUUCCGGUUGCAGGACAUCCAACUGACGGCCGCUGCCGUCCUCUCCACAGAGGCCGACGUGGAGUGCAUUGUUCAGCUUCGCCCUCAUAAUGCUAGUACGCGUGACUCGUCAUCCACAUGGACCGAGUUCACCGUCACCAGCUCGCCCGACAGCAAGGCGCUAGUUAAGAACUGCUCCGGCCUGAUUCUAGUCGAGUACGAGCCUGCACCAGGCUCCGAGGCCAGCCAGGAGCGGACGCUGGAGCUGCAGGCGCUGACGUCUCAGUACGACGAAGCAAAAGCCUCCUGCAAUAGCCGGAUUGACUCCACCGAGUUCUACAGUGACUUAAGCGCAGUGGGUCUACAGUACGGCCCCGCGUUUGCUAAUGUCCGCGAAGCCCGCAACCGCGACGGACAGAGCUAUGGGUUGGUGGAAAUUCCAGAUGUGCCAGCUUGGACACCCGAAGGUUGUGAUAGGCCGCAUGUUAUUCAUCCAGGCACGCUCGAUGCUAUCUUCCACCUUGCCUUUGCUGCCGUCAUGGGCGAGAAUGCCCUCACUGCCAUGGUCCCCAAGUCGAUUGACGAGAUUAUCAUCUCUGCCCACGUUCCCUGGACCCCAGGAGUCAAGCUCCCCGGCUUUGCAAACUCGGCGAAGCAUGGUUUCCGUGAGCUCAAGUCCGAUAUCCUCAUGCUCGAUGACAAUGAGCAUCUUCCGGCUGUCGACAUUCGGGGCUUUUUGUGCGCCGAGGUGGCCGGCGGCUCAGCAAGCAACACGCAGACUGCAGCCAAAUCCAUUACCAGCAAGCUGGUGUGGAGGCCUGCUGUUGACCUGCUGACGACUGAAGAACUUCAGCGGGCCCUUGAUCCCAUUCGCGGGACCGAAAAAGUGGCUGAAUAUGUGAAGCUCCUUCACCAUUCAAAUCCAGCCCUGUCAGUGUUGGAGAUCGCAUCUAACUCUUCUCUGCUCACUCAUGGUGACCUUUCCAACAUAUCCAAGACCGGAGAGGUUACCAUCGCAUGUGGGGAUGCUGAGCUGAAGGCGAAGCUGGAUGAAACCGCCCACGAUGCCCUCAUUGAAUCCCUAGAUUUCACUGAGGAACUCCUUCCGGAGUCGCUCGAAGGUCGAAGUUACGAUGUGGUCAUUCUAUCAGAUCUCGACUCAUUCGACUCACAAGCAGAGCUUACGCUCUCAAACAUCGCGAAGGUCCUGAAGCCUGAUGGCAGUGUUUGCUUCUCUGCAGACAAAGACGCUGUAGUCAAGUUCCAGUCUUAUGCUAAUGAGUUACUCACGACAGUGUUCCAAUCGGCGGAACACAGUUUUGUUAUAGGGCAAAAGAGCUUGCAUGCCAACGGCAUCAACGGUACAAAUGGGCGUGCCGAGCCAGAUCUUAUCACACUCAUCCAGCCCGCCGAACUGACCGAGAAAGCUCGAGCAGCGGCAUCUGAUAUCGGCACAGCCCUCCAGGGUCAUGGCUAUGAGAUCGACACGUUUUCCUGGGGCUCCGACGUAUCCUCCCUCGCAGGCAAGACGUGCAUUUCCCUACUUGAAUUACAGGAAUCCAUCCUUCAGGACCUCGCCAAGAGCGACUUCGAGAACAUCAAGAAGUUGAUUCUAGCCUCCGCAAGCGUUUUCUGGGUCACUACCUUUGACGAUCCGAGCUCGAGCAUGAUUGACGGUCUGGCUCGAGUCGUGCGCAACGAGACACCAGGCCUAUCUCUUCGCACUUUCCAUGCUGGCGAGGCUUUACUCUCCUCAUCAGCUCGCUUGGCCAAAUUGGUCAGCACUGCCUUCAAUUCGAAGUCUGAAGAAGACGAGUAUUUAGUCAAGGAUGACCUCUUGCACGUUAGUCGUAUCGAAGAAAACGUUGCAUUGAACGAUCAGAUCAACGACCUGCUUCCCGGCGCGGCCUCUACCAUCACUAGUAUGCCACUAAAAGACGCGAAAUUUGGUCUGAAAAUGUGUAUUCAGACACCAGGUAUGCUAGAUUCGGUUUGUAUGGAAAUCGAUGAGUUAGCUGGAACAGAGCUUGAGCCGAACUACGUUGAGAUCCAGGUGAAGGCUUCGUCAGUCAAUUUCCGCGACGUCAUGGCAGCGAUGGGCCAACUCCCCGAUUCGAGACUUGGCCUUGACGCGGCCGGCCUAGUCCGUCGCGUGGGCAGCGCCGUAACGAAAUUCAAGGUCGGUGAUAGAGUAGCAGUGUACGGUCACGGCGCGCACAGAACUAUCCAUCGGACUCGAGAUGAGCUUUGCGCCCUAAUUCCCGAGGGAAUGACCUUUGAGCAAGCCGCCGCCGUCCCAGCCAUCCAUGGUACGGCGUGGAAUGCGCUUGUCCGGCUGGCUAGAGUCCAAAAGGGACAGUCGAUCCUCAUUCAUGCUGCCGCCGGCGGAGUCGGUCAAGCAGCUAUCCAGAUUGCGAGGCACUUCGAACUGGAAAUCUUCGCAACUGUGUCAUCCGAGACCAAGAGAAAGUUACUCCGUGACACCUAUGGGAUCCCAGACGACCACAUUUUCAAUUCUCGGGCCCUCAGUUUUGUCAAGGGCAUCAAGCGCAUGACAAAUGGGCGCGGUGUCGACGUUAUUCUCAAUUCGCUUUCUGGUGAAACUCUCCGCCAGACGUGGCACUGCAUCGCGCCGUUUGGCUACUUUAUCGAGAUCGGUCUGCGAGAUAUCCUUGCCAACACGGGCCUAGACAUGGCACCAUUCCAACAAGAUGCAACGUUCACUUUCUUCAAUCUCAAUCAUCUUGAGCAAGACAGGCCAGACAUCCUGGCUACCAUCAUCGAAGGCGCCUUCGACCUUUUCCGUCGCGGAAUAUCGAAGCCGGUGGAACCCCUUGUUAGCUACCCGAUUUCCGAAGUUGAGACUGCGUUGCGUCUCAUGCAGGCAGGCAAGUAUUUGGGUAAGCAGGUCUUCACCUGGGGCGACGACGAUGUAGUACCGGUAAUCCAGCCGCCAAAGAGUAGCCUUAAGCUCGACCCUGAAGGGGUUUAUGUGCUUGUUGGUGGCCUCGGUGGACUGGGAAGGAGUCUCUCCAUGAAACUGGUUCAGCUCGGUGCCCGAAAGCUGUGCUUCUUCUCUCGUUCUGGCGCCAAAUCCGCUGCUGCAAAAGAGUUGGUUCACGACCUCGAGCAGCUGAAUGUCCAGGUACAAGCUCUUGUGUGCGACGUCGCCGACGACAGCGCAGUCGCAGCCUCGAUCGCCAAAUGCUCACAAGAACUUGGCACCAUCCGCGGAAUCUUCCAAUGCGCCAUGGUCCUCCGCGACACCCUUUUCGUCAACAUGACGCACCAGCAAUGGCUUGAAGCCACACGCCCCAAGGUCCAGGGCAGCUGGAACCUUUCCAAACGUCUUCCCAAUGUGGACUUUUUCAUCUCGCUCAGCUCUUUCGCCGCCGUCUACGGUAACCGUGGACAGACCAACUACAGUGCUGCGGGAGCCUACGAAGAUGCGCUAGCCUAUCAUCGUCGCGCUCAGGGACAGCGCGCUACGACGGUCGAUCUCGGCAUAAUGCGCGACAUUGGUGUGUUAGCGGAGACCGGCAUCACGGAGAGCUUGAUGGAGUGGGAGAAGCCCUACGGCAUUCGAGAGCCCGAGUUCCACGCUCUGAUGGAGCGCGCCAUCGACGGCGACAUUCACGCCACCGGCGGAGCGCAAGUCAUCACCGGCCUCGCCACCGGCGGCAGCGCCAUCGCCGCUGGGAUCGACGCUCCGUUCUACCUCGACAGCAAGCGCUUCAGCAUCAUGGCCCUCACCGGCACCCGCAACCAGGAUUCCGGCGCCGACUCCGCCUCUGCCUCGGCACCGACACACACGCUCAUUGCAGCGGCCGAAUCUCUCGAGGAAGCAGCCACCGCUAUCACCAAUGCGCUCGUCAAGCAGGUUGCGAAGAUGCUGCAGAUGCCUGUUGAGGAGAUUGAUGUGGAGCGGUUCUUGCACAGCUAUGGUAUUGACAGUUUGGUGGCGAUUGAGCUUAUGAACUGGGCGUUGAAAGAGUUGAAGACUAGUGUUACGGUGUUUGAUGUGUUGGCGGGUGUGCCGAUAUCGACUUUUGCGACGAAGUUGGCGGCGAAGAGUACGGUUUUGCCGGCGGCUUUGAAGCCUGAGUGAGUUGGAAAGUUAUGAUCUUUUUUAGUAUCAAUGGAGUUAUGAUUUUUCAUUUUGUUCCUUUUUACUCUUUAGGUGUUACGGUAUAUAGAAUGGAUUAUGUUACAAAGG